Molecule: messenger RNA, 1281 nt
Organism: Cuscuta epithymum
Lineage: Eukaryota; Viridiplantae; Streptophyta; Magnoliopsida; Solanales; Convolvulaceae
Source: the annotation of a GenBank genome assembly
CAUGGUGCGGCGUUCCAUUUGUCCAGGUGAUGUCUAUGUUUCUCUGGAUUUCCACGUACGUAGGUUAUAUAUGUGUGUAUACCCAUGAAAACAAUCUCAGGUUUUCUGGGAAAUUAGAACUACGACCUUAGCUUGCCAAAGCAUACAUACAUACCAUCAUGGUUUGUUCAUCUGCAAAUAAGUCGUCUUCUACAUUGAGAAAAGGAGCAUGGACUCAAGAAGAAGAUAAUAUCCUGCGAAAGUGCAUUCACAAUUUUGGUGAAGGAAAAUGGCAUCUCGUCCCUGCUAGAGCCGGGUUGAAUAGGUGCAGGAAAAGUUGCCGAUUGAGAUGGUUAAACUAUCUCCGUCCUGAUAUAAAGAGAGGUCAUUUCGGUUUGGAUGAAGUUGAUCUCAUCCUGCGCCUCCAUAAACUCCUAGGCAAUAGGCAAGUUCAAUUCAACAACUAAUUCGUACUCUUACAAUUUAUGGUUGGACUAGAUGCUUGGAGGAUCAUUCAUUUCACUAUCACAUACUCAUUAAGUAUUGGCCCAUUUGCAAUUGCUCCUGUUCCCCAGCUACAUAAUGCCCGUCUGCUUCCAUCCAUAAUUUUAUGGUGACAACUCCGGUACCUUUCUAAAAUAUGGGGUGGUCGCUUAUAGCCGGCAGAAUUCCAGGAAGAACAGCAAAUGAUGUGAAGAACUACUGGAACACUCAUCUUCAGAGGAAGAAGACAGAGUUUCCCAUGGCGGCUUCUUCCACGCAAGAAAAGGGGAAGAGGAAAAAAGCCCCCAAUAUUUCAGAAAGCUCUGCCGUCAUCAGACCCCGCCCUUCCAGAUUCUUAAUCAACCCCGCAUCUCGAAAACAGUCGACUGCCGGAGACAGUACCGAUGAUGUUCCGGCAGCCCAACACGGCACAGCGCCGCCGGAACCACCGUCAACGUCGUCGCCGGUGGAUUUGAGGCGGGAUGAUAAUUUCCACGAAAGGGCUGAUUUAGUCACAAAUCUUUCGCCUGAAGAAACUUUAUCCGAUACGAUGCAGUGGUGGGAAGAUUUCCUCGUGGGUGAUGAAGAAACCACAUCCAUAGAGGAAGGGGAAAUUGGUUGGGGAGAUUUUCCCAUUGAUGUGGACCUUUUAGAGCUUUUAAGUUAAUAAGAGGAGAUUUAAUUAACAAAUCUAAGAGAAUCUCCAUAAUUCAUAGGGUAAAUUUUUACAUGUGAGAUCCAAUUUGUAUCUCAUAUUUUUUUUUGUAAAAAUAUGAAUGAAAUAAUAAUGACAAAUAUAUCACUACACUAAAAUUUAUG